GAGUUAGAUGCUUGUUGUUGAUUUCAUAAAAACAAAAAGCAACCCAGAUCUUUGGGAUCCCCUUGGUGAUUCAGAGGGAUGUAAAAAUUCUGUGUCAACUCUGAAUCGAGAUAACAGAUGUUGCAAUUCAGCUGUGUGUAGUCAGAGCGGAAGAUAGUGGUGGUUUCUGAGGUUGACCCAAAACCGUACUACAAAAACAGCCGUGGUCUUUCUUGCAAAAGGCAUAACGUAUAGAAUUACUAACCACAAUGAUUACAAGUGUAGAUAUAAAUCGUGUACUUUAAAAUGUCUCUUGCGCACACACAUGCAAGCGGACGCAAAUGCAUGAAUACACGUAGGCCUAAAUACACACAUGCAUUAACACAGAAACAAAGUAGGCAAAAAUUGUCUACAGACUACAAUCCGCAAAAAAUGCAAAAUUGUAUCAGAUCAUUUGUCUUCCAGCGUGCUCACAACAUGGCACUUGUUAAUAUAACACACAUUCAUAUUAAACCUUCGACAUCUUUCAAAGUGUUACUGGAAUGUAAAACUUUUUUUUAAAAAGCAAAAGCCUAUCCAAACAAGCCCAGUAUAGUCUUCAUGCAUAGCUUUAAAUAGUUACAGAGAAUCAUCUCCAGCGUAGGAGUAGGCUACUGCCUGCAUAACGUCUACACACACAAAUCGAAAAACAAGUUCUGCAGUGGUGGAUUGUAUGAGGUUUGCUGAGGUGUAGAUUGUAAUGGUAUAUAGUGGGUUUUUACUAUGUGUACCUUCUAUUAUUGUAAUUUAUACACAGUGUAGGAAUAAUCUAUGAUGUAAUUAAAACAGCACAGAGGAAGGAUGUUUGAGAUUUACUGGGAGAAAACGUUAAUCCAAGUCUAUAAUUUACCUGGUUUAACUGAGUUAGAUAAUAAUAGAGCUUAACUCUAUUAAAGUCCCCAAAGCACAUUUUUAAACGUUUGUUCUACUCUCUGAGAAUAAGAGGCAAAAGAGCUAUUUGACUUCUGACUACACUACCGUACACGUCCCUGUGAGAGGCAAAGAUGUUUUGAAAACAAGUCUAUGUUUAGCCUAUAUUUAAGAAUAUAUUCUAUGUCAUGAGUGUUCUUCCAAGCAAAACAACAGCACAUGAUAUUCAAAUAUAAAUCAGAGGCACUGUUUUUAACCGUUGGGCCUAUAUGAGUCUAUAACUGCACUGUGUGCAUGGAGCGUGGCAGAGAACCAGGCCCGCUCAGGCACAAUGCCCGCUGCCUGGGGCCAAAUGGCACUGUCCACCUCCUUGGAAGUGCCAGGAACACCAUUGCUAUGUAUAAUGUUUUAAUGUAUUACUAUAAAUAACUAUGCAUUUUCACACAAUACAAUUAGGGCCGAUUAUAGACCAGGUGGAAACACAUCAGGAUGCAAGUUUGCUAUUUUGUCUUAAUGUCAAAUUUAUAAGAUUAAUAAAUGACUAACUAUAAAAUAAAUAAAUAUGUUGAAUAGGAAAUUACAUAAUUUAAUUAAAGACAUAUGACCGUCUCUAUCGCUCGGCAAAAAUAAUAAAGCGUUCCCUUUAAGAAGAGAGCGUAAUACAUUUACUUCCUGUCUCCUUAAAAACAGCUUGUGUACUAGUUUAAAACUCUGUAGACCUAACCAUAUUUUACUGCCACUAAAUGCACAUUUCGUUGGGUGUGACUCGCGUAGGCUGGUGGCAUGAGCAGCAGUUAAGAUCUUGUUACCAUUUCACAACAUUGUUAAAGCACCCAGCGUGGUGCUUUGUGCACAGCGGUGGGUAUCUUUAUAUCAUUUGCUAGGUCUCUAAUCACAGCCGCUUAGCCUGCAGGGAAAAAAAACACUCUAUAGUUACAGAUAAGAAUGAGAAUUCACAGCGAUUUAUGUAAAAGGAAGAUUUAAAAAAAAACUUGACCCAGCCUUAUUACUUACUUACCUUACUCAGGCUGGUUAAAGCGAACCAGUUUCAUGGAAGGGAGAAAGAGGAAGAUGCCGUCAGCAGCAUCGUCACCUAAGCGAACCGACACUAAAAAUAAUAUACAAGUGCCCUCAUCUCACUUAAACUCCAUUACGUGCGAAAAUAACGAAGCCACAUCCCGGAAAGAGCGGAGUUGUUAUUUCAAAGGGGAUCGAAACGAGUCAAGACUUGGAGAGAACUUUUUCAACCAGCCUUGCAUUGCUUUGGCCAAAGCCCUCCUUGGCAAGGUACCUCGGUUCUCUGCUCUGCUCAUCAAGUGUGUUGGUGCGGCGGUGUGCAGAUGGCAGCGAGUUACGUGGGAGGGUGGUGGAAACUGAGGCAUACCUUGGGGGCGAAGAUAAAGCCUCUCACUCAGCAGGCGGCAAACGUACAGAGAGGAACACAGCCAUGUUCAUGAAGCCAGGAACAAUCUAUGUUUAUUCCAUCUAUGGCAUGUACCUCUGCAUGAACGUAUCCAGUCAAGGGGAGGGCGCCGCAGUGCUCCUGCGCUCCCUCGAGCCCCUGCAGGGUCAGCCCGUCAUGAGGCAGCUGCGGGCGCAGGCCAGACGCAAGGCUACGGCCCGGCCCCUGAAGGAGAAGGAGCUGUGCAACGGCCCCGCCAAGCUGUGCCAGGCCCUGGACAUACCCCGCCUCUUCGACCGGCGGGACCUGGCCCGAGACCCCGACGUGUGGCUGGAGACGGAGAGCGAUGACCCGGGCUUCGCGAAGACUGCGGAGGCUGGGGAUAGGGGGGUGGUGGUGGUGGUGGUGGUGGUGGUGGCGGCGUCCAGGGUCGGGAUAGAGUCCCACGGGGAGUGGGCGAAGAAACCUUUGCGCUUUUACCUCCUGGGAAACCAGUGUGUGAGCGUGGUGGACCGGGCGGCGGAGAGACUCGCUCUCGACGGGGGCCAUAAUGAAUGAUUUAGGCUAGGGGUGGGGAAGAGGGAGAAAGACAAUCAGCAGGGUUUCUCUCCACAAGUUAUGAAGGCAAGCUGUGGGCUUGAUUGGUUUGCCGCCUGUGCACCGUAAUGGAUUGUGCAGUCGGAUGCCACGUGGUUCGGAACUUUUUGUAUUUUCUCCCGGGAGAAAUACAUCAUUUUGUACAACUUGGGAGGAUGCAGAUUCAUUCUAUUUUUGGGUCAUUUGUAUACAAAUCAAUCCCGACACAUCUGAACUGUUGUCUGUUAGAGAAAUUCAAAGACGCAUAUUCAAGUGUUUUGUAUGUACAUAUCAAUAUAUAAAAUACAAUGUAAAAA
Gadus macrocephalus (Pacific cod) is the source of this 3183-nucleotide messenger RNA. It is a transcript of the gene mpg, whose product is annotated as N-methylpurine DNA glycosylase. Gene Ontology annotation, molecular function: DNA binding; alkylbase DNA N-glycosylase activity. The transcript is spliced from 3 exons. The record is from RefSeq and is a predicted model, not a curated record. Bases 2336 to 2848 code for a protein of 170 amino acids. Gene Ontology annotation, biological process: base-excision repair. Lineage: Eukaryota; Metazoa; Chordata; Actinopteri; Gadiformes; Gadidae.